Messenger RNA from Clunio marinus, 21290 nucleotides. The record is from the annotation of a GenBank genome assembly. NCBI's taxonomy places the organism in Eukaryota, Metazoa, Arthropoda, Insecta, Diptera, Chironomidae.
AUGUACUCAGUCAUCAUUUCCGACUUUGAUGCUCGAAAAAUGCCAACUGAAGUAUUCAUGCGUGAGCAACAAUGUAAAACUGACGUGCAUGUGAAUGAUAAACUUUCCAAUAAAGUCGACAAAAAGUCUAAAACUUUCUCUAGGACAAAAAAAGAGAAUAAAAAAGUCAAAACGCAAAACAACACAGAAGCGAAUCUUUUCAGAGUAAGAAAAAAGUUUCAUCGUACAACAUCAUCGUCACAAAAUAGUGAAGACUUGUUGCCAAAAGUAUUAAAGGAGAAGAAUCGAAGCAAUAGUGACGACGUUCAUCCAGACGUGAGUAAAAGUGUUGAUGCAACAAAUAACCUUAGAAUUGAUGGUACCGAUGAAAGUCAUGAAGAUGUGGCAAUAAAGCAACAAAAUCAGAAACGUAAAUUAAUUAAAGAAAAAGAUAAAAAGUUAAGUAAAUUGCAAAAGUUAUCGCCAACAAAGCAAAUCGAUAGACGAGAGGACAACAAGGACGACGACACAUACAAAAUGUACGAAUAUCGAACACAAACGGCAAAUGCACCCAAGGCCGAUACUGAAUCGAGCUUCCUUACAAAAAAUGAUGCAACAGAAGAAAAUCUCAUAAACGCAUUUUAUCAGCAGCAAUGUUUGGGUGGUAGCAAUAAUUCUAUCGCCACGUUGUGCAAUAUUGGAAAUUCAUGUUACUUGAAUUCAGUCAUUUAUACUUUAAGAUUCGCUCCACACUUCCUUCAUAGACUUCAUCAUCUUGUCGAUGAUAUGAGACAAGUUUAUCAAAGAAUUGGACAGCAUAAGAUCAAAAGUUCAUCAUUAGGAAGAAAUGUUAGUGGACUUCAAGGUCACAAUGGACGAAGUUGGAGCUCAAAAGAUUUAGUUUCAUUAAAUGGAAUUCAUCCUUCGAAUGGUCUCGAUCCAGUGUUAAAAAACAAUCGACAAAUAGCAACGGAGAAGCUUCAUGAGCUUUAUCAAAGUCUUCAUAGAAAUGAAUCAAUCGAUUCAAUUGAAUCUUUCCAUGCUGGGACAUUCUUGCAAGCAAUUCAAGAUGUGAGCUCGAUUUUUGAAGGAAAUCAACAGCAAGAUGCACAUGAGCUUUUAAUGUGCAUCUUGGACAGUAUACGUGAAACAUGCUCGACGCUUGUUAAGACGAUUAAAGAAAAUCCCGAAAUUAUGAAUCACAAUGUUCAACAAAAUUCCGAGAGCAAUGAAUUGACGUCGCCACCACAGUCAAGUGUCCACACUUCGCAGUCAUUGAAAUCGAUUUUCUCGAGAAAGAUCAGACGAAAAGAUACGUUGAAGAGUAAUGGCGGUACAAGUUCGCCGAUUAAAGAAAAUGUCGCCGACAACAACAACAUUACGACGAUGACAAUCGAAGAAGAGUCAAGUGGUGGUGAUGUGAAAACUAAUAAUGAAAUGACGACAAAUGAUGUUGAUAGCAGCAAUGAUAAAGUAAAUGAAGCGAUUAAGCGACUUGACCUUGAUUUCUUUUGCAAGGACUUUGAAGGUGUCACACUUUUCACGACAAAAUGUCUCACAUGUGAAACUGUGACCGAACAAAAAGAAACAAUGGUUGACAUUGCAAUUCCAAUUAGUCCCGAUACCUUGACACAGCCAAUCGAUCCGCAAUUAUUUUUUCAGAAUUCUUGCAUCACUCGUGAAUAUUUUCGUGUCGAGAACCACUUUCGUUGUGAUAAAUGUUGCGGCUAUACAGAAGCAAUUCGAUCAAUCUCAUUUGAAAUUCUGCCACGACUUUUAGUAUUGCACAUUAAACGAUUUUCGGGUGGAAUGGAGAAAAUCAGCAGCUACAGCCCAACGCCAUUCAUUCUCAAAUGUUUUUGUAACAAAUGUUAUAAGAAGCGAGAUGAAGAUAAGUUGCAUUAUUAUAAAUUAUAUAGUGUCAUUACGCAUGUCGGUGCCACAAUGUCUGUUGGACAUUACAUUGCAUACACGUGUUCGUUGGAUAUCUACAAUGAAUACAUAAACUGUUGUUAUGAGAAGCGACAAUUGUCACUAGAAUCAAAUAAUAACCACGCAAAUAAUAAUUCACAUCAUCAGCAACAACAACAGCCAACGACGAAUAAUGUUGAGAAAAAUUCUGGCAUUAUGAAGAAAUUAAUUUAUGGAAGUCGAAAAGCAUCAAGUAGCGGUGAUAUGACUAAAAGUUUAAAGCCAAUGAAUGGUUUAAGUAAAAUGAUGAUUAAUGGGAUUGAAAAGUUGAGUUUAAAUUCAGAUAAAAAUCAAAAUAAUUCGUCUUCGAAUGGUGUUUCAAGUGUUCCAUCAAGUCCACCAAAAACUGUUUGUCCAAGUUCAAAUUGUUGUGGAAUUUAUGUGAAGAACUUUUCAACAAUUGUUGAAAAUUAUCACAAUUCAAAUGCAAGUCAACAACAGCAACAAGAGAAGUCAUCAAAUGACGAAAAUAUUCAAAAUGAUAAUGGUGAGACUGCAUCAUCAAAGCCAUCAUUAAAUGAUUUAAACCAGAAAAUCUGGUACAUGUGUGAUGAUGAUAAGAUAAAAAUUAUGACGCAACGUGAAUUUGAAGACGCUCUUUCAAGAAAUCAAAAAACAGCAGUUAAUAAAAUGUCUUUAAGACUUUUAAUCCGAAAUGGAAGCUUCGCUCGAUCAUAUCCCAACUUGGCAAGUGUCUGUAGUUCACCGAAGAAAUCAUCUUUGAACGCUCAACAGAAACGAGAGCAUCAUGAAGUGACUGGUGAUAUUAUUUGUCCCUCGAUGGUCAUGGGAAUUGAUCAUUUGAGAGAUCCACGACUGAAUAAAGGACUUGCAUUUACACUUCAAGAACGACAGACACUUGGCAUUCAUGGACUUCAACCAGCACGGUACAAGUCACAAGAAGAACAACUGGAACUUUGUAAAAUGUCAAUCAUGCGAUAUCAAGAGGACUUAAACAAAUAUUUGUAUUUGGUGGAUUUGCAGGAUCGCAAUGAACGUCUCUUUUUCCGUCUUCUGUCUGAGAAUGUGGAAAUGAUGAUGCCGAUUGUGUACACUCCAACAGUUGGUCUUGCAUGUCAGAAGUUUGGUUUAAUUUAUCGACGUCCUCGUGGUCUCUUUGUGACGUUUAAUGACAGAGGUCAUGUGUUUGAUGUGUUAAAAAACUGGCCGGAACCGGAUGUUCGAGCAAUUGUGGUGACUGAUGGGGAGAGAAUUCUUGGCUUAGGUGACUUAGGAGCUCAGGGAAUGGGGAUACCUGUUGGAAAGCUUGCAUUGUACACAGCAUUAGCUGGAAUUAAACCGCAUCAAUGUUUGCCAAUCGUUAUUGAUGUUGGAACAAACAACAAAGAUCUUCUUGAAGAUCCACUUUAUGUUGGUUUAAGACAACCAAGAGUUUCAGGCCAAGCAUAUGACGAUUUCAUUGAUGAAUUCAUGGCAGCAGUUGUGAGACGUUAUGGACAGAAUACUUUGAUUCAGUUUGAAGACUUUGGCAAUCAUAAUGCAUUUAGAUAUCUCGACAAGUAUCGUGACUCGUAUUGUACAUUCAAUGAUGACAUCCAAGGAACAGCUGCUGUUGCUGUUGCUGGAUUACUUGCAUCGAAAAGAGUCACCGGCAAGAAACUUUCAGAGAAUAAAAUUCUCUUCCUUGGUGCUGGUGAAGCAGCAAUUGGUAUUGCAGAUUUAUGUGUCAAGGCAAUGAUGACUGAAGGAAUCUCACAACAAGAAGCAAGAGAUAAUAUUUGGAUGGUUGACAUUGAUGGAUUGUUAGCAAAAGGACGACCAGAAGGAAAACUUGGUGGUCACAAAUGGUUCUAUGCCAAAGAACAUGAAGUGAUGAAAGAUUUUGGAGAAGUGGUACAAAAAGUGCGACCAUCGAUUCUCAUCGGUGCAAGUGCUGCUGGCGGUGCUUUUACACCGGAAAUCCUUCAAAACAUGGCUGAAUAUAAUGAACGUCCAAUCAUUUUUGCAUUGUCAAAUCCAACCAGUAAAGCAGAAUGCACAGCUCAACAAGCUUAUGAUUCUACUCAAGGAAAAUGCAUCUUUGCAUCAGGUUCACCUUUUGGUAGUGUUGAAUAUGAUGGAAAAACUUUUUAUCCUGGUCAGGGUAACAAUGCUUACAUUUUCCCAGGAGUUGCUUUGGGUGUUAUCGCUACUGGAACUCAUCAUAUCCCUGAAGAUAUGUUCUUGAUUGCUGCUGAGACAAUUGCGAAGCACGUCACUGAUGACGACAUUCAGAAAGGUUCACUUUAUCCACCAUUAUCACUUAUCCGUGAAUGUUCUUUCGAAAUUGCCAUAGGAAUAUCGAAAUAUGCUUACGCUAAAGGUCUUGCAUCACUCUAUCCAGAACCGAGUGAUAAGAAAACAUGGCUCAAAGAACACAUCUACAACUUCAAUUAUGAAAGCUCAAUGCCAGUUACAUGGCCAUGGCCAGAAAUGCCUCACAUUGCCACACGCCCACUGCAACCAUUGAUUCUCCAUGAUGUCAAGAAGAAACAAUUUGGUGAAAUAAAGAAACAAAUCGACACAAUUCACAACAAUGGAAUAAUGAAUUCGAUCCCCGAUCCUUUGCAUUUUAAAAAUGAUUUGCUAAUAAAAGAUGAAGUUAUACUAGAACAUGGAAGACCUCAAAACGAUGAUACAUGUAGCAUUAAUAUGGAGGUUGUUCCUAAUCCCAACAUUCAGAUGUUGAAAGCAUAUCGCGAGAUUCCUUUUGAUAACAUCGAUGGCGGUGCUUGGAAACAAGGCUGGAAAAUCGAAUAUGACACUCAUGAUUGGAAUCGACAUCAUAAGUUAAAAGUUUUCGUUGUCCCACACAGUCACAAUGACCCAGGUUGGAUAAACACAUUCGAUGAGUAUUAUGAACGUCAAACCAAAAUGAUAUUUGCAAAUAUGCUACGACAUUUGGAUGAAUUUGAAGAUAUGAAAUUCAUUUGGGCAGAGAUUGUUUACUUUUCCAAAUGGUACGACAGCCUCAACGCCAAAUCGAAGGAGAUAGUAAAAAAACUUGUGAAAAGAAAGCAACUUGAGUUUGUGACUGGUGGUUGGGUGAUGCCUGAUGAAGCUUGUUCUCAUUGGUAUUCAGUUCUUCAAUCAUUGACUGAAGGUCAGAAAUAUUUGAAACAAGCUUUCAACGUCACACCAAUCUCAUCAUGGGCCAUCGAUCCAUUUGGUCAUAGUGCGACAUUUGCUUACAUUCUGAAGAAAUCUGGUUUUGAAAAUUUGCUGAUUCAACGAACUCAUUAUUCGGUGAAGAAAUAUCUGGCACAACGAAAGCAGCUCGAGUUCCGAUGGACUCAACUUUGGGAUGGGAAAGGAGACACGGAACUUUUUACUCACAUGAUGCCGUUUUACAGCUACGACGUUCCACAUACUUGUGGACCCGAUCCCAAAGUCUGCUGUCAAUUUGAUUUCAAGAGAUUACCAGGCUACGGUGUUUCUUGUCCAUGGAAAGUUCCACCUCAACCAAUAUCUGACGACAAUGUCGCGAAGCGUGCCGAAAUGAUUGUUGAUCAAUGGAGAAAGAAAUCGAAACUUUACAAUACUCGAUCAGUUUUAAUUCCACUUGGUGAUGACUUUCGAUAUACUCAAAGUAUGGAAUGGGAAGCUCAGCGGAUUAAUUUCGAGAAAUUAUUUGAAUAUAUCAACAAUGAUCAGUAUUUAAACGUUGAGGCAAAAUUUGCAACACUUCAAGAAUAUUUCGAUUCAGUGAAGAAAGAGAAAGAACUUCAACAAUUCCCAUCGUUAUCUGGCGAUUUCUUUACUUAUGCUGACAGAGACGAUCAUUAUUGGAGCGGAUAUUUCACUUCAAGGCCAUACUACAAACGAAUGGAUCGAAUAUUGAUGAAUUAUUUGAGAUCAGCAGAAAUGUUGCAUUCGUGGAAUGCUUGGGAAGAUUCUGCUGGUUUCGAUAAGAAACUUGAAGUGGCACGACGAGCUUUGUCAAUCUUUCAACAUCAUGAUGGAGUUUCUGGAACAGCCAAAGAUUACGUGAUGAAAGAUUACGACUCAAUGAUGACGGAAGGGAUCAGAAACUGCAAGUUUGUGAUGCAACAAGCAGUUUACCGACUUCUAACUCAAUCAAACAUUUAUCAACCUGACUAUUCGUUUGUCUACUUCAACGUCGACGACUCUCGAAGUGCUGGCAAUGACGAUUCAAGAUCAGUGAUCAUAAUUGGCGAAGAAGUUCCAUUCAAGUUUAUCGUAGUUCACAAUUCACUUCCACGCGAACGCCAUGAACUGGUGGAGUUUUACAUUGCAAAACCUUUCGUUUCUGUCACCGACCCCGAAGGAAAUGCAAUCACUGCACAAGUAUCGCCAGUGUGGACAUGGCAUCAAAGUAUUCAUGGAAUAAUUCAGCCACAAGUAUCAAAUACAAAGUACAAGUUAAUGUUUAUGGUCACCGUGCCACCACUUGGCAUGACCGUUUACAAGAUCAACGCCAAAAGUAACAAAGAUGAAAGCAUCGGCACAACAUUUUCGAAAAUUACAAUUUUCACUGACACUCCUUUCAACAUCGCAGACUUGAGUGAAUAUCCAGAAAAGAUCGAAUUCGAAGAACACCGCGAGGUUUCGCUUCGACUUGAUGAGUCACUGCCUGGUGCUUCUUUCAAUAAAUACGGAAUGCUCAAAUCGCUUUCACAAGAUGGAACAAUUGUUCCAGUUCAUUUAGAAUUCUUUCGAUAUGGGACAAGAUCAGUUCAUGGACAAAAAAGUGGAGCUUACUUAUUCUUACCCGACGGCCCAGCUACGCCACUUCAAGUCAAUACUCCAAUCAUUGUUUUGAGUAAAGGAGAACUACAACAAGAUUUAACAGCUGGGCUUCCAUUUGCGGUUCAUGAGAAUAUUUUAAGAAAAGGAGAAUCUUUAGAGAUUCGGAACUACGUCGACAUUGGUGACAUGGGAAACACGGAAAUUGUCAUGCGAUUAAGCACGAACAUCAAAAGCAAUCAAACUUUCUUUACUGAUCUCAAUGGAAUGCAAAUGGUCAAACGUGAAAGAUUCUCCAAAAUUCCAUUGCAAGCAAAUUAUUAUCCAAUUCCGUCAGCGAUGUUUAUUGAAGACAAAAUAUGGCGACUGACAAUCUUCUCGGGAUUGCCAUUAGGUGGAUCUUCAUUGAAGUCGGGAGAGAUUGAAAUCAUGCAAGACAGAAGGUUGAAUCAGGACGAUGAGCGUGGAUUGGGCCAAGGAGUUCUUGACAACAAGCCAGUGUUAAAUAUUUUCAAAUUAGUCUUAGAGAAUCGAGAAAGUUGUCAGCAAUUGGAUGAAAAUUAUCCAACUGGAUUUCUGACUCCAAACUCAUACGAAGAACAAAAAAUUCUUUUACAUCCUAUCGAGAAGUUCAUUUUCAAUGAAAAUGAUUGGAAUGGUGUGAAAUAUCAAUUUGGUGAGAACCAUGAGAGCGCUGAAGCUGGCAUUGAAUUGGUGGCACUUCGCGUGUUGCCAGCAAUUCCAAAAUCUCCACUUGGUGUUGUGUUGCAUCGAACAAAUUUUGGUGAAUGUGCUUCAGAUAAAGCACGUGACGAUGAUAACAUCGCAAGGAAAGCAGAUCUGCUUGUUGAUCAAUGGAGAAAGAAAUCAAAACUAUUUAAAACUAAAUCACUUCUUGUUCCACAUGGUGACGAUUUUAGAUAUGCAACACCAUUCGAGUGGGAAGAUCAAAGAAUUAAUUUAGAAAAACUUUUUAAUUACAUCAAUAAACGAAAAGGUUUCAACGUUGAAGCAAAGUUUGCGACACUUCAAGAAUAUUUCGAUUCAGUGAAGAAGGAGAAAGAACUUCAACAAUUCCCAUCGUUGUCUGGUGACUUCUUCACUUAUGCUGAUAGAGACGAUCAUUAUUGGAGCGGAUAUUUCACUUCAAGGCCAUACUACAAACGAAUGGAUCGAAUAUUGAUGAAUUAUUUGAGAUCAGCAGAAAUGUUGCAUUCGUGGAAUGCUUGGGAAGAUUCUGCUGGUUUCGAUAAGAAACUUGAAGUGGCACGACGAGCUUUGUCAAUCUUUCAACAUCAUGAUGGAGUUUCUGGAACAGCCAAGGAUUACGUGAUGAAAGAUUACGACUCAAUGAUGACGGAAGGGAUCAGAAACUGCAAGUUUGUGAUGCAACAAGCAGUUUACCGACUUCUAACUCAAUCAAACAUUUAUCAACCUGACUAUUCGUUUGUCUACUUCAACGUCGACGACUCUCGAAGUGCUGGCAAUGACGAUUCAAGAUCAGUGAUCAUAAUUGGCGAAGAAGUUCCAUUCAAAUUUGUCGUGGUUCACAAUUCACUUCCACGUGAACGUCAUGAGUUGGUGGAGUUUUACAUUGCAAAACCUUUCGUUUCUGUCACCGACCCCGAAGGAAAUGCAAUCACUGCACAAGUAUCGCCAGUGUGGACAUGGAAACGAAAUGUUUUGAAUUACUUUCUUGUUUCUUUGUCGGGUUCGUUUGAACCGAAAAUUUCAACCACCAAAUACAAGUUGUCAUUUAUGGUGAAAAUUCCUCCUUUAGGAUUGAGCGUUUACAAAAUAAAUCAGAAAAGAAAUAGAAACGAUUGUGCUAAAACCUCAUAUGCAGAAGUUUCAAUAUUCACUGAUUCGCAUUUUAACAUCAACGAAUUUAAAAAAAAUUAUCCUGGAGAAAUAAAUUUUGAAGAUCGUUGUAAAAAUUAUUUGCAACAUGAUGACGAAAAUUUCGGAGCAACAUUUCAUGAAAAUGGACUUCUUGAGUCGCUAGUCUUUGACGAUGAAAAAAUUCCUGUCAGUUUGAAAUUUUUACGAUAUGGCACUAAAAGUUCACAUGGUGAGAAGAGUGGAGCUUACUUAUUCUUACCCGAUGGCCCAGCUACGCCAUUUAAAGUGGGGAAACCAACAGUAAUAGUUACAAAAGGAGAACUACAACAAGAUUUAACAGCUGGGCUUCCAUUUGCGGUUCAUGAGAAUAUUUUAAGAAAGGGAGAAUCUUUAGAGAUUCGAAACUACGUCGACAUUGGUGACAUGGGAAAUACGGAAAUUGUCAUGCGAUUAAGCACGAACAUCAAAAGCAAUCAAACUUUCUUUACUGAUCUCAAUGGAAUGCAAAUGGUCAAACGUGAAAGAUUCUCCAAAAUUCCAUUGCAAGCAAAUUAUUAUCCAAUUCCGUCAGCGAUGUUUAUUGAAGACAAAAUAUGGCGACUGACAAUCUUCUCGGGAUUGCCAUUAGGUGGAUCUUCAUUGAAGUCGGGAGAGAUUGAAAUCAUGCAAGAUAGAAGGAUGAAUCAGGGAGAUGGAAGAGGCUUAGGUCAAGGUGUUCAAGAUAAUCAGCCAGUGUUAAAUAUUUUCAAAUUAGUUUUAGAGAAUCGCGAAAGUUGUCAGCAGCUGGAUGAAAAUUAUCCAACUGGAUUUUUGACUCCGAACUCAUACAGGGAACAAAAAAUUCUUUUACAUCCUAUCGAGAAGUUCAUUUUCAAUGAAAAUGAUUGGAAUGGUGUGAAAUAUCAAUUUGGUGAGAACCACGAGAGCGCUGAAGCUGGCAUUGAAUUGGUGGCACUUCGUGUUCUGCCAGCAAUUCCAAAAUCUCCUCUUGGUGUUGUGUUGCAUCGAACAAAUUUUGGUGAAUGUGCUUCAGAUAAAGCACGUGACGAAGAAAAGUUCAAAGAGAUUGAAGGUGGAUUAGGAAGAAAUCAUGAACAGAUUGCAGAAAUUCUUAAGAAAGUGGAGUUUGUUGACAGCAGCAGCAUUUCAUUUUUGAAGUUUAAAAACGUUUCAUCCGAUCAAUCAUGUAAUGUUAAUGUGAAUGUUGUUCCUAGUCCUGACAUUCAGAUGUUGAAAGCAUAUCGCGAGAUUCCUUUUGAUAACAUCGAAGGCGGUGCUUGGACACAAGGAUGGAAGAUCGAGUACGACACUCACGAUUGGAAUCAAAGAAAGAAAUUAAAAGUUUUCGUUGUCCCACACAGUCACAAUGAUCCCGGAUGGAAGUGGACCUUCGAUGAAUACUACGAAGGCGCGACACGAUACAUUUUUAACAACAUGUUACAACAACUAGAUGAGAAUAAGAAUAUGAAGUUCAUUUGGGCUGAAAUUGUCUUCUUUUCAAGAUGGUAUGACAAUCUGCCAUUGAGAUUUCGAGAUAAAAUUAAAACAUUUGUGGAAAGAAAGCAACUUGAGUUUGUGACUGGUGGUUGGGUGAUGCCUGAUGAAGCUUGUUCUCAUUGGUAUUCAGUUCUUCAAUCAUUGACUGAAGGUCAGAAAUAUUUGAAACAAGCUUUCAACGUCACACCAAUCUCAUCAUGGGCCAUCGAUCCAUUUGGUCAUAGUGCGACAUUUGCUUACAUUCUGAAGAAAUCUGGUUUUGAAAAUUUGCUGAUUCAACGAACUCAUUAUUCGGUGAAGAAAUAUCUGGCACAACGAAAGCAGCUCGAGUUCCGAUGGACUCAACUUUGGGAUGGGAAAGGAGACACGGAACUUUUCACUCACAUGAUGCCGUUUUACAGCUACGAUAUACGUCGAUCUUGUGGACCUGAUCCAAAUAUUUGUGGAGUAUUACAAUUCAACAAGUUCACGACAACAAUACAACACAAAAUGUGUGAUUCUACUUUUUGUUCCGACUUCUUGUCCCUUCUUCAGUCUUGCGAUCAAAGAUUGAGCGGGCAUAAGAAGAACGAUCACAGUAACUUUAAAGAGCUCACCAAAAAGGAAGUUGAUGUUAUUCUAGGAUAUAUUCAGUUGUGGCCUCAAAGGCAAUGCAUGUGUUGUUAUCGAGAUUUAAAGAAUUUUGACCGCUUUAAUUAUGUGAUUCGAUCGUUAAUAUUCCUGAUUGUCGUUAAGCUCAAAGACAUCAAAACUUUGAUAGUUAAUACAGUAAAACUUGAGCAGAAAAAUGCGGAUACAAGCUCAAAUAAAAGCAACGAUUCAAGUCCUAGUGUAGAGGCUAAUGAAAAUGCAUCAACUGACAGUUUGGAUGAGACCAAAAGCCCUACAAAAACUGAAAAUCAAAAUGUUGACAAGAAUACAAAAUCUGAAGAGGGAAAGGAAAAAAGUGAUGAUAUUUGGACUCUUCCUGAUAUAGAGAAAGCUCUAAUAUUUUCAUCAAAAGUUUUCCUGCUUAAUUUUCCCCUCUACGUUGCUCAUAAACACGGAGUUCAUGGUCGAAUCGAUGAAAUCACCCCACAAGACUUACAGUCGCUAUCGAUGUUCUGCGACAUUCACGACACAGAAAUUCCCGUCUAUUUAUACAGAAACGUGACAUUAUUCUGUACAGCAGGGGGAUUUUCAGCCAUGCUGCAUUGUUUUGAGUUAAACAACUUACCAGUGUCAACAGCACAUGCUUGUACAAUGGCAAUAUCAAAUAUCAAGCUCUGGCUUAACUAUCGAAGUAUUGUUCAACUCUUUGUUCCAUUGAGAAUCAAAAUCUUGCAGUACAUGUGCAAAUUAUCAGAUCAAGAUUUGAGAUCAUCAGCUACAAAGUCAAUGGCAGAUUUUAUGUGGUCGGCAAUUAAAGAUCCUCUCGACUCACAGAUAACAUUUGACACAGAAGGUCUUGCAUUAGCUUUCAAGUACUUUACAUCGUCGACACUUACAAUGAGACUUGCUGGGAUGUCACAAAUCAACGCUCACAUCAAUUUAUUCAAUGAUAUUUGUACAACGGAAACAGUCGCUGAAGUUGAACUAAUCGGACGUAAAUUAGCUGAUUGGUUGACCGAGAAUCAAAUAAUUUCGCAUUUAUUCGGUCCGAAUCUUCAUGUUGAAGUGAUAAAACAAUCUCACAUCGUUCUCAACUUUCUUGCUGUUGAAAAUCACAUAACCGAAGAUCACAUCUCAUUAAUAUGGCAAGCAGCCCAACUUAAACAUUGUUCAAAGACAAUUUACGACAUUCUUCCAUCGCUUGUGAAGAAUCUCGCACCAAAGCCAGCGACACAUCUCUACAUGUUGUUAUGUCGAUUGGACCCGAAAGAACAUACUGAACAAAGUAUUUACAUUAUCAGCGCUUUAACGAAAUUAAUUUGGGCGCGUGAUCGUGGACGACAAAUGAGUGUUCAUGAUAUGUCUGGUGCUAGUUUAUCACGUGAAAUUGCUGAAAUUCCAUCAAGUUCUGAGAAUUCUGUGAGUGUUGAUGGCAGUAACAGUGACGAAGAUAGUUCAGAUUGUCGCAAAAGUCCAAUUGAUGUUGAUGGUUCUGAUUCUGGUGCACCACCGCCAUGUAAACAACCACGUCACAUUACAGCUGCUGUGAAUAUUAAAAAGAAAACUUUAAGUGAAGAUGGAAAGUCACAAAGUGGAAGUUAUGUGAGUGAGAAAGAGAAACGUGAAAUGUAUCCGGUGAUUGGUGGACGAAUUGAUCGCUUUCAAGCUCAUAAUACGAGCAGCGAUGAAGACGAAGCUGACGUGAGUGAAAACAUUUCAAAAUCUCGUAAAAAGUUUCGCAAGAAAAGACGAAAAUUUGAACAUUUAACAAGAAAAGACAUUCAAGAGAUGGUUGAAAGUAUUUCCGAUGGUGACUCUGAUUGUGAUCCGCUGUUUGGUGGAAGUGAUUGCAGUGAAAGUGUUCGUGAAGAUGUUCUUGAACGACUCAACAAAGACGAAUCAUUCUUUCGAGCGAUUUCAGAGAAUUGCCAUCUGAUGGAUUAUUUACGGUCAGGUGAGAAUGACGAGUCAUCAUCACCAAUUAGUAAUAAAUCAGAGAAGAACAUGGCAGACUUUGAUGAUGAAGAUUCGCCAUGUGAAGAAGAACUCGCACAACUUACAGCAACUUCAUCACAUUAUUCAUCAUCACCAAGAAAUCGCGUCGAUAUCAAUCGAUCGAGUACACCAAACAAUCAAACACAAAAAUGUCAUAAAAAUCACAUGAAGACAAGUGGAACGAGUAGCAGUAAUGAGAAAAAUAAAUCAAAUUCAAGUAAUCUUUCAUCACCGAUGCGUGCACGUUCGCCUGACAUUUGUCAACCUGGAAAUACGCUGCUUUGGGAUCUCUUGCAGGAUGAGAAAAUCGGAUUUCUCGGUGAAGCUUUGGCACUUGAAACUGAGAAAACUCUCAGCUCGUUGCUUUGUUUUCACACUGAAAAGUUUGUUCGUAAGAAGUUCAUUGAAGCUUGUUUAUCAAACAUCGCUAACAAUCGAAGUGUCAUUGUAAGUUUACGAUUAAUUCCGAAACUUCUUGCAUCGUUUCAACAAUUUCGUGAUGUUGGCACACAUCAGGUGACAAUGUGGGCUGAACGAACACACAAAAUGAUGCAUCAUUUCUUCAACAAUCUUAAAUGUUAUUGCAAUCACAUGAAGCAGAUGAGAAGUGGAAAGAAUUGUAACAACGAACAACAAUCAACAAUCUCAUUGGUUAAGAAUCAAAAUGGAAAUUAUUUCUAUUCACAUACGACACAAAUUCAAGUUCGAUUGCAAUUUCUCGCUUCGAUAUUUUGUGACAUUGGAUCACCGAAAACAUUUCGUUUGACAAUUAAUCAAAUUGAUGUUUUAUGGUCGUGUUUGUCAACAGAUCCUGAAUGUGCUGAUUGUUUAUUUCAUUGGCUUCAAGGACAAUCAAAGGGAAAUGCUCAACACGCGCUCAGUUCUCAAUCACUCCAACAUAUUUACAUGAAGAAAUGGCCGGAAUUGAAGCCUGAAAAUAUCUCAAUGGUGGCUUUGACGUUGUUCCAACAACUCUUCAUCUUAGGAUUGUCAGAUGAGUUGAGAAAUGAGAAAGCAGAUGUGUUGGGAAUGGACAAUUUGUGGAAAAUUGCACUACGUGCAAAUGACACUGAAGUGUCAAUGGCAGCAAUUCAAUACAUCAACACAUAUUACAUGGAACAUCAAUUAAAGAAUGAGAAAGAAUUUGUUGCUCAAUGUAUGAAUUAUUUGACACAAGCAUCGGAUGGAUUGAAUAAGCCGGAAGUUGAGGAACAAUCGAUAAUGAGUGUGCAGCGAGCUUUGAUGUUGUUAAACACACAUCUGGAGACAUUUCGUCGUCGUUAUGCUUACCAUUUGAGACGAUGGACUUUGGAAGGUCGCGGAAUUAUUUCUCAUAGUGCAUUGAGAGCGGAAGGGCCAGGCCCACCAAUCAAGAUCAUUCUUCAACCUGGCGGACUUCCUGAAAAGUCUUUUCUUCAUCUUUAUCAAACCGAUCUCGUAGCGGAUCUCAAAGCGGAGAUUGCCAAGUGGUGGGAGAAUCUUCAAGGGAAUUUAAAGUCAUCUGGUGGAUCAGCGCCAGUUCUUGGCAACUUAUUAAGUGAUGGACCGUUGAGAAUCAUCACGCAAGGACAAGAAAUCACGAGUGAAUAUGAUGAGAGAAGUCUCAUUGAUGUUGGCUUCAAAGAUAAUCAAAUGGUUUAUGUGUCGUUGGGUGGGAGAAGUGGGCGACGUCGUGAUCAUUCAGAUCAUCCAUCAAUGUUGCCAGCACCAUCAAAAGAUUGCUUACCAACAAUUCUCUUACUUCAAUCACCAUAUUUCGAGCAAUUAUUUAAAUUAAUGCAAACUUUAGGUGACAUGAAGUUGACUGAGAAAAGUGGAAGCACAAUGCAACAUACGCAAGCUCAAGUGUUGUCACGUCGUGUCUGGGAUAUUCUUGCAAUGCUACCAACAAGUCCAACACUUCUCGAAACAUUCAAAAACUUUUCAUUAGCUGAUAAAUCAUCAACAAAGACUGAAGAGAAAGUCACAUUUAAUAUUCGUGAUCUUCUCGAUCCCAGCAAUUUACAAAAGUUCAUGUAUUCACUUCACAUCGUUGAAAGUCUUUGUAAGUCGAAGUUUGCUGCUUCGGUUAAGAAUUCAUCGAUGACAAUAAAUCAAAGAAAUCAAUUAAAGAUGAAAAUUGCAAAAGCAAAAGCAGCAAAGAAAUCGCCAGCAAAAGAAAAUGUUGAGAAUAACAACAGCAACGUUGUCAUUGCUGAUGAUGGAAUGAAGAAAGAGAAUCAGGAAUUAUCUGAGAAGAAGAGUGAAAGUGGAGGUGGAAAUUCAAAUGCAACACGUGAUCAAAGUGAUAAUGACAUGAACAUAUCAAAAGAAGAAUCAACGAUUGAAAUGAAGAUUAAGAAAUCCAUUGAAUGGAGUAAUCAAUUCAUUAGAAAUGGUGGAUUGGAACAUUUAUAUGAGAUUUUAAUGUCGGGUGUUCUUCAAAAGCAAGAUGGAAAUUACAACGAAUGGCGUUAUGAUUGCCUUUGUAGUCUUCUUAGAAUUCUUUGUCUUCUCGGUGUUGAUGAUUUAAAACAAGAAGAGAAUAUUAUCGUGAUUCCAAAGCUCAAUGAUAACAUGUUGAAAAUUAUGAAUGUUAAGAAGACAAUUUCAAGAAUCUCAUCGAUUCUUAACGAAGCUGCGGUGCCUCUUAAAGAUAAUCAUUACAAGACUGGAUUCUGGGGUCGAUCACAAGUUGUGAACUUUGCAAUGAAUCUUCUUGUUUGUUUCGCUUAUUCAUCGCAAGAUGCACGUGAAGCAUUGUGGAUUGAUAGUAACAAUUACAGUUGGCUUCAGAAGCUCAUUUUAGACGAUCCCGAUCCGCAUGUUCGCCGUGAAACAUGUGCUGCCCUUUAUCGGUUAUGCAUGGGAAACUCAAAGACAUACAGCGAGCUGAUGAUUCCACUUUUGGUGAAGCUUAUAAGCUUUUUACCGGUUGCUGAGAAAAUGAAGACACAAUCGAAUUGUUAUUCAAUCAUUGAAGAUGGAAAGGAACCGUAUGGACAAGCAUGUCGUGAUUACUUUUGGCUUUUAUCACGUCUUGUUGACAACACAACGCCGGAUCUCAUAAAAUCGAAUAAUCUUGGCGAAAUUCAAGACAAUAUGACAAUCGAUAUUGAAGCGUUAUGUUAUCAAGUGUCACAAUUGGUCAUCAAUCGUGAUUACCUUGAAGGACGACAUAUUCAAGACGAUGGACUUGUUGGAUUAUUGAAUUUAAUGGCGAAUUUAGUGAAAUAUGAUCCGCCAUUUAAAUACAGCCAAACGGGACAACAGUUUAUCGCGAAAAUAUUUGAAUGUCUUUUUGCACUUCCAACCGCUGAAAAUCGUGAUCUACCAAAAUGCAAAUCACAAGGCGCUCGUGCGGCUUCCUACGAUUUACUCAUCGAACUGACAAGAAAUGCUCCAUCCAAUUAUAUGUUGCUACAUAAAAUGCUGAUGUUGCAACAUCGACCAGGUCCGCAUUCACCGUACCCUUGGGAUUAUUGGCCACGUGAUGACGGUCGAUCAGAAUGUGGAUAUGUUGGAUUAACAAAUUUAGGUGCUACUUGCUACAUGGCUUCAUGUAUUCAACAUAUCUUCAUGAUGCCACAAGCUCGUGAAUCAAUUCUCUCAGUUCCAACAGAUGCUCCAGUUAAGCACAAGCAAACAUUUAGUGAACUUCAAAAGAUGUUUGCUUAUCUUAUGGAGAGUGAAAGGAAGUCAUACAAUCCACGAUCAUUUUGUAAAGUUUAUCAAAUGGAUCAUCAACCGCUUAAUACUGGUGAACAGAAAGACAUGGCAGAAUUUUUUAUUGAUCUCGUAUCGAAAUUGGAAGAAAUGACACCGGAAUUGAAAGCAUUAGUGAAGCAAAUAUUUUGUGGUGUUAUAAGUAAUAAUGUUGUGUCAUUGGAUUGUGGACAUGUCAGUCGAACAUUGGAAGAAUUUUACACAGUUCGAUGUCAAGUUGCUGAUAUGAGAAAUCUUCAAGAAUCGUUGGAUGAAGUGACAGUGAAAGACACUUUGGAAGGUGAUAACAUGUACACAUGUUCACAAUGUGGAAGGAAAGUGAGAGCUGAAAAACGAGCAUGUUUCAAGAAACUUCCACAAAUUCUUUGUUUUAAUACAAUGCGAUACACUUUCAACAUGGUGACGAUGUUAAAGGAAAAAGUCAACACACAUUUUUCAUUUCCACUUCGUCUUGACAUGUCACGAUAUGUUGAGAAAACUUUGAUGCCACAUCACUAUCAAGAAGAAAAGCUGAAAUCACAAAUGCGACGAAAGGUCAGUGAGAGUGAAAGUAUUCACAGUGCAUCAACAAAUCCAGAGGUUAAGAUGAAAGUUGAUAUGUCAUCGAUAAAUGAUUUGAGUCCUUUGGACAGUGACAUGAAGGAAGUUGAUGAGAAUGAGCAAAUCAAACAAGAACAGCAAAUAAUUGAAGAGGAAGAAUCAGAAGAUUUCAAUGAGAACUAUGAAUAUGAUUUAGUUGGUGUGACAGUGCAUACAGGAACAGCUGAUGGUGGUCAUUAUUAUAGUUUCAUUAAAGAACCUUAUAUGUUGUUUUAUGAAUGGCGAUCGGGAAAAGGUGGAAACGAACAAAGAAAUCAAAGUGAAAGUCCCACAACAUUAUCACCUGGUUCUUCAGUUUCACAACUUCAAGAAGCUGGAAAAAGUGAUGAAGCUCAAGCAUCAACAAGUGAUCAAAAAAUAUCAGAAGAUGCUGUUAAUAAAAAGAUAACAGAUAAACUCGCUAUGGAUAUUGCUGAUGAAUUUGAAAGGAGAGUUGAUGAAGAUUCACAGAAAAGUUUAUCAUCGUCAAUUGUCAAAUCAAAACGGAAAUCUUUUCUCAAUAAGGACUUGGAGGAAUGGAUUUGGCAAGACAAUCGUCAUUACUUGGAGGAUCGAAACAUCUUCGAGCAUACGUAUUUCAACUUUAUGUGGCAAAUAUGUGGUCAUGUUCCUCAAUCUUUGCUUGUUCUCAAUGAUAUAACAUUUCGUGCAGCUCAACUGUCGGUUUCAUUCUUUAUGGAAACUUUCAUUCAUGCUAAAGAAAAACCGACAAUGGUGCUAUGGGUGGAGCUGUUAACGAAACAGUUUAAUGCAAGUCAAGAAGCAUGUGAAUGGUUUCUUCAACAUAUGUCACAAGAGCCUUGGUGGCCAGUUCAAGUGUUGAUUCAAUGUCCCAAUCAAAUGGUUCGUCAAAUGUUUCAACGUCUUGUCAUUCACGUUAUUCAACGUCUCCGACCACUUCACUAUGCACUUUAUCUUCAGAAAGAAAAUGAAGAUGAUGAAAAUGAGAUGUUUGGUGAGAUGUCAUGUGUGACGAAGUUCAUCAAGUCUUUGAUAUUAUUAUUGGAAAAUGGUGCGAAAGCUCACUUACGUCACUUAACAGAAUUCUUUGGACUUUUAUAUGAAUUCUCUCGAAUGGGUGAAGAGGAAACGAAAUUUCUUCUCCAUAUUAAUGUGAUUAAAAGUGUCGCUGACUUUUAUCUUGGACAUAAAAAUCAAGAUUGUAUUGAUUCAACAUCAGACAACGAUGAAAACUCUUCAGAUGAGGCAUUAUCAGUAGAAAAGACACGACCAAUUUCACUUGAUAAAAUGAUUGCGCUUGUUGCGACACUCGUUGAAAGAUCACGUGGAACUGAUCACACACUUUCAUUGUCAACUCGAGAUUAUAAUGCAAUUGCUGGUGGAAAAGGUUUUCCUUUCUUGUAUCAACAGAUUAAAGAUAAUAUAAAUCCAAAUCAGACAAGGCUGUUAAUUCAUGCGCUGUGUCGAUAUGAUGAGAGAUUAGCUGGAUCAAUUAUUGCAAUGUUGUUUACUGCUGUCACGAAGCACACCGAACUCUGUGGACCGUUUUUCAAACUCCUAACACUUCUCACCGAAUCAUCAUCGGGUCCAUCAGGCUUACCAUGCUUCUCGCAACUUGUCCUACAAAGAGUUUGGGAAGCUGCAGUUUUUUGUCCCCAGCCAUCACUUGAAUGGUUGGCCAUUCAAGCUCCAAGAAAUAAAGUUGCACAUGCUUGGGUUCUAUCAACAGCUGAGAAUUGGGUUGAACAAUUUCUUAUCGGACAUCCAAAUCUGAGAGUUAGAAAUGCUGCUGCCAAUCUGCUUGUUUCUCUCAUUCCAUCACAAAACUUUCGUCAAAAUUAUCGUGCAUCGACACAUCAUAAAAUGAUUUUAAAUAAUCAACAUCGUGAGAUUGGUGGCGAGGCUUUAAUAAUUCUUCACAGUGUUUUGAGUAUUCUCUUGGGAUUACUUCGUGCAGCUAAGAAUUACACUGACAUAAGCUUGCAUGGCACAGUUAAGUUGACUUCAUACUUUGGUCUGAUGGCUUAUUGUAUGAUAUCAAAGACUGAAAAGUUGAUGCUUGGACCGCAUAUUAAAACCUUAUGGGAAUUGUUUCAUCCGAAACUAUCAGAACCAAGUGUCCCAGCGCAUCACAAUAAACAAGCUUUGUUAGCUUUCUGGCAUCAUGCAACUGUCGAUUGUCCCGAAAAUGCACAACAAGUUGUCAACAAUCCAGAAAUCACCAAAAACAUUGCUUUCAAUUACAUUCUUGCUGAUCAUGAUGAUUCUGAAGUCGUUCAAUACAAUCGCUCAAUGUUGCCGGCAUAUUAUGGACUUUUACGUCUUUGUUGUCAACAAUCGCGUGCAUUGACGAGACAACUUUCUGGUCAUCAAAAUCUCCAGUGGGCGUUUAAAAACAUCACGCCACAUCCCACACAGUACAACCUUGCAGUCGAUGAACUGUUUAAACUCAUGGCUCUCUUUGUUGCAAAACAUCCCGAAUCAACACAAUCGGAACUUGAUCAAGUUUGUGUGUUUCGACGUCAAACGUUGUCAGCUUAUCUUGGAGCUCUAGAUGCGCGUGUUUCAUGGAACACUCUCGUGUCAGCUUUAAGAAUUCUUGUUGAAACUGAAGACGAUCGUUUGUUCUUCGUAAGCAAUGGUGGAUUGACGAUGUGUUUUGAAGCUUUGCUUACUUUACAUUCCAUGUAUCAUGAAGCAACUGCUUGCAAUGUAACUGAAGAUCUUCAAGACUUAUUAAGAGAAAUUGUACGAUUAGUGCAGGCACUGAGACAGAAUUGUCGAGAGCAAAAGAAGAAAUAUCCACCGUCAGGAUAUUUCAAAGGACUUCCGGAAGUGAUUCGUCGUCUCACAACACUCUUGAACACAUUCAACCCACCGGAGAUGAGGAAAUUGACUUUGGAUGUUCUUAAGGAACUUGUAAGAUGUAUUCCAACUGAAUCAAUUGGAAUUCUCACACCGAUUCUCACUCAUUGUCACAUACCAAGUCAACAACAUUCAAUGGGACCACUUGGGACUUUCUUUCCACGAAGAAACAGUAAAAGUUCCGGUCAAGGUUCGUCAUCAUCAUCAUCAUCGGCAUCCGUCCAAGCUGCAUGGAUAUCAGGUUCGAAGAACAUUCCUAGACCACCACGUCCAAUGAUUCAAAUGAAUAUCCCACGAACGCAAGCGUUUACAAAUGUCAAAGGUGUUGACAAAGAAUUUGAUUUGGCUGUUGAACGAUUUUACAAGCCUUAUCAUGAGUUUCUCGAUAUUUUCUUUCGAGCGGCUGUGACAAGUAACAUAUUUAAUGAAACGCUUGUGAAUUUGAGCCUGGUUACGGGAGUUGAAGCUGUUGGAUGGCAUUUUAAUUUCUUUCCCACUUUCUGGGUUGGAAUCAACAAAAAUAAGAACACACAAAGAUAUACUGAGCUUUUAAUAAACAAUGGAUUGAUUCACGAGUACAUUGAUCGUGUUUUGAAAGAUGAGCGAGUGUCAUUGAAUGAUUCGAUGAUUGCCAAUUUCAUUGAGAUUUACUAUGGAAAAGUGAGAACACAACUUUCUCUUAUAAAGCUUCUCGAUGUCAUAUGUAUAAGCAUGGUGCAGAAGGAUAAUUGGGAAGAGAUCUGUGGUGACUUGCAUGCAGUCAGAAUUAUUGGACAAACAGGAGGUUUCCCAAAGUCAUCGAAAGAGAGUUUGAAGCGAAGUCUUCAAUGUGUGCUCCAGAAAAGUAAAGAAUUUGCUGUUGAAGAAGAAUCACCACCAAAGAAACGAAAAAUAGGUGGCGCUCCAUGCAGUAAGAAUGUUGACAAAAGCAAUUCAACAUCAGCCGACGAGAAAAAUGAACAAGUGACAAAUACAUCAAACGACAAUAUGAAAAUUGAAGAAUCAUCAAACGAAUGUGAAAAAGGUACAAAAGAAAAGGAAAAUUCAGCAACAACAUCAUUAGCUCAAACAACAAACGUAACAUCAAUUUUGACAAUUUCACGAAACGAUCUUAUCAAAGACAUUGAGAGUCACAUUGAAAUAAUUUAUGAAUGCUUAGAUGAACUGAAUGAAGCAUCAGUAAAUACAACAGGAUCAAAUUCAACGUCGUCUAAUAAAACGACAACAAAUGAUAUCAUUUUGAUAUCAUCGGAAACAUCAAGUCAAGAAAACAUCGAAACUGCCAAUGAAAGUACAGAAAUUGGUGAUGUUAAGUCGAAUGAUCCAACAGCAGCCCAGAAUGAGUCUAAAAACGAAUAAAUUGAAGCUUAAUUAAUGGAAAUGUUUUGAAAUGAAAAGGAAAUUAAUGUUAAAACGAAUUUAUUGAACACAAGUUAUUGUAUGUUUGGUUCUAAAAUCGACUCUCGAUGUCAUCAUCUUUUGAGUCAUCUUAAGAAUUAUUGAGUAUUUGUUAAGAUGUCAGAUCCAAUUUUUUUUAAUUAAUUAAUAAAAUUGAUGUUUUAAAUCCUACAAGAAGA